Molecule: messenger RNA, 672 nt
Organism: Dichotomopilus funicola
Lineage: Eukaryota; Fungi; Ascomycota; Sordariomycetes; Sordariales; Chaetomiaceae
Product: glycoside hydrolase family 25 protein
Exons: 2
Coding region: 1-672 (223 amino acids)
Biological process (GO): carbohydrate catabolic process; peptidoglycan catabolic process; cell wall macromolecule catabolic process
Molecular function (GO): lysozyme activity
Source: RefSeq, a predicted model, not a curated record
AUGAAAUCAGCUCUCACCGCCUGCGUCGCCUUCGCGGCCGCGGCGAAUGCCGCCGUCCAAGGCUUCGAUGUUUCCCACUGGCAGCCGACUGUGAACUUCGCUGGCGCGUACAGCUCGGGUGCCCGCUUCGUCUUCAUCAAGGCCACCGAAGGCACCUCGUACAUCGACCCUUCGUUCUCGUCCCACUACACGGGGGCCACCAACGCUGGUCUCAUCCGCGGCGGCUACCACUUCGCUCACCCGGGCCAGACCACCGGCGCGGCGCAGGCCGACUACUUCAUCGCCCACGGCGGUGGCUGGACCAGCGAUGGCCGCACCCUGCCCGGCAUGCUCGACCUCGAGUCCGGCUCGUCCGGCCAAUGCUGGGGUCUGUCGGCCGCCUCCAUGGUUUCGUGGAUCAAGGCUUUCAGCGACCGUUACCACUCUCGCCUAGGUGUCUACCCGCUGAUUUACACCAACCCCUCGUGGUGGUCCGCCUGCACCGGCAACUCCAACGCCUUCGUCAGCACCAACCCCCUCGUACUCGCCCGCUAUGCUAGCAGCCCCGGUACUAUCCCCGGCGGCUGGCCGUACCAGACCAUCUGGCAGAACUCGGAUUCGUACGCCUACGGUGGUGACUCGGAGAUCUUCAACGGCGACUUGGCCGGCCUCCAGAGGCUCGCCAAGGGCUAA